Messenger RNA from Penaeus vannamei (Pacific white shrimp), 426 nucleotides. The record is from RefSeq and is a predicted model, not a curated record. Lineage: Eukaryota; Metazoa; Arthropoda; Malacostraca; Decapoda; Penaeidae.
AUGCCUCCCCCGCAUGUCCUGAUACCCGGGCCCAAACAAGACCCGCCGCGCCCUCGCCAUCCGCGCGAGCUCGGCCUCGGCGGCGCGGAGAAACAGGUGGCUUCGAGGGCCGCCCGCUCGCCCCCUCCGCCCGAGAGCGAGCUUCCUUUUGCAGUCGAAAAAGGCACUCCGUCGGGCGGUAAAAGGAUGAAGUUAAAGGAUACCCGAGGGCGAAGCAGGAACCCCGCAGGAGCCCCAGCAGGAACCCCCGCAGGGAACCCAGCACCCCAGAGGAGCCCCCAGCAGGAGAGCAGGAGCCCCCAGCAGGACCCCCCAGCAGGAGAGCAGGAACCCCCCCCCGCCCCAGGAAGUGGACGACGCGACGGGGAAGAGUGGAUCUCGAGCUCUCCACUUCGCCCGCUGACCCCACUUCCACACUGCCCAUAG